Bufo bufo (common toad) is the source of this 3003-nucleotide messenger RNA. It is a transcript of the gene PGPEP1, whose product is annotated as pyroglutamyl-peptidase I. Lineage: Eukaryota; Metazoa; Chordata; Amphibia; Anura; Bufonidae. Gene Ontology annotation, biological process: proteolysis. The transcript has 5 exons. The record is from RefSeq and is a predicted model, not a curated record. The coding region runs from base 101 to 724 and encodes 207 amino acids. Gene Ontology annotation, cellular component: cytosol. Gene Ontology annotation, molecular function: pyroglutamyl-peptidase activity.
AGCUAUCAGCUGAGCGGAGUUCACGACUUCACGUAGUAGGAGGCGGUGGCAGCAGGUGACAGGGUGGUGCAUGCCACCGAGCUGAACGGUCCAGACGGGAAUGGAGAGGCAAAGCAAAUGUGUGGUUGUAACUGGGUUUGGUCCAUUUGGGGAACAUGCUGUAAAUGCAAGCUGGGUGGCUGUACAGGAACUGGAAAAGUUAGGCCUUGGUGACAGGGUUGAUCUACAUGUCUACGAAGUUCCAGUUGAAUAUCAAACUGUGCAAAGGUUAAUCCCAGAUUUAUGGAUAAAGUACAAACCUCAGCUCAUAGUACAUGUUGGAGUUUCUGGAAUGGCCACAGCUAUAACACUGGAAAAGUGUGGCCACAACAAAGGUUAUCUAGGUCUGGACAACCGCCAGUUUUGCCCAGAUACACAGUGCUGUGUGGAAGGAGGCCCCGAAUGCUUGCAGUCUUCUAUUGACAUGGAUGUUGUUUGCAAGAGAGCGUCAGCGGCUGGGCUAGAUGUUCAGUUUACAGUGUCUACAGAUGCGGGCAGGUAUCUGUGUGACUUCACUUACUAUACUUCUCUGUAUGAAAGCCACGGGAAAUCUGUGUUCAUCCAUGUGCCUCCUUUAGGGAAGCCAUACACAGCAGCACAGCUGGGAAGAGCACUGCAGACCAUCCUACAAGUGAUCCUGGACAUGGUGGAGCAAUCCGAAGACCAGAUCAACGGCGAUCACUGACAAUGAGACAGAUUAUCGGUUUAUCUCAUCAUUUCUGUAUAUGAGGAGUGUAACCCUGCCGUGUGUUUGGUUUUUUUUUCUGGCGAAGAUUAUUUUGUCCUAUCUGAAUGAUUGUGAAUUUGCGAGUGCGCAAUGUCCACUGUCCUUGCCAAAUGUGAUUAAUGUUGUCUGAAGCUCAUAUAAUGAGGAGUGAAGGGACUAUAGGAGUGGAAAUGAUAGUGUAUUUUAUUAUAUUAGGAUAAUGUGUCUAGCGGAUUUUUAAAAAUUGUUAUUCAAUAAAUUAGAAGUUUUAAUGGGAAUAAAAGAGGGAAUAGGAAGUUAGUAUCAUCAUUUCAUAUGGUUUCCAGUUAUUACCAUGGGGUUAUGCAGUAUAAUUACGUUCAGAGUCUUUAUAUUUCAGUUGAAUAACUUACAUGAAUUCAUUACCCGAAAAUAGUAUUACCUGUCCCCAUUAAAUGCAGUACAGUAUACAGGCAGCAUGUUAUAGAGCAGAUUGAUCUAAUUUAAAUUACAAGUUUUACUGAAAAUGUUCCCAUAACACUAUCAAUCUGCUCAGCUUCUCCUGCUCUAUAACAUGCUGCCUGCAAAUUGCACUGAAUUUUGGGGUGAUAGGUCCUCUUUAAAGGGGUUUCCAUGGUUAAAAAGAGCAUGGCUGCCUUAAACAAAAAAACCUGUCCACUGUUUGUCUGGUGUUGAAGUGAAUGGGGCUGACAUUAAUACACACACAGCCUGUGGAUAGCUGUGGUGCUGUUUUUGGAAGUAACCAUGUAUUCCUGAUCCUGGACAAUCCUUUUUGGAGGGAAGAAUGUAAAAUAGAUUAUAAAAGCCUACCAUGACUAUAAUUUUUUUGAAGAAUGAAUUUACCAUAUACCGGUGCUGCCUAAUUUUGUCACAGUGGCGUUUAAGAAGUCACAAACAUCAUGUUUGAGACUUUUUUACACCAGAAAAGUUGUGUGGGGGAAUGAUAAUUUCCACACACCAUGUCUUGGAAUUGUGUUAAUUUAUUUUGUUUUGUAUGUCCUAAUUCUUUCAUUGGCUAUUUCUGAUUGUGAGAUUUUUUACAGAACGUCUUAACUGUAAGAGUAGGAUAUACGAAGAACAUAUGCCAUUACUAAAUAUACCAAAUUGGACAAAAGUAUCCUUUAACCAGGGUAAAACAAUUAUAUACUUUAUUUGGUGUAGAUAGGAAAACAGUGUAUGCAAGUAUGUUGCUGUUUUUUUUUCGAUCCGAGGGCUACAGUGUCUUGUUUGUAUUCACAGAUUUUGUAUGGAUUUUAUCAUGUAGAGAAAGCUAAUACAAGGUACUUACUAAUGUAUUGUGAUUGUCCAUAUUGCCUCCUUUGCUGGCUGGAUUCAGUUUUUCAUUACAUUAUACACUGCUUGCUUCCAUGGUUAUGUCCAGCAGCGGUGGCCGUGCUUGCACACUAUAUAGGAAAAAAACAUUGGCUUCUCUGGUGGUUGGGACUGUCUGAGCAAACAGUCAUGCAUGCACAGCAGUUCCUGUUCUGGCCACCUCUUAUCUACAGUGCAGCAGUGGUCAUAACCCUUGGAAACAAGCAGUGUAUAAUGUGAUGGAAAAAUGAAUCAAGCCAGCAAAGGAGGCAAUAUGGCUAAUUACAAUACAUUAGUUAAGUGCCUUGUAUUAACUUUCUCUACAUGAUAAAUGCCAUUUGCUGAAGUGAGACAUCCCCUUUUAAGGUCUUCACAUGAAAGAUAUGUAAGGCGUGUGCUUAAAAAGUUUGAUCUUCUAGAACCGCCCUAAUCUUUAGAACAGGGUGUCUGGUCACCCAUUCCCAUUAGAUAAAUGGCUGUGUUAUAGGGUAAGGGAGAUACAGAAACAAGUCAAUGAACUUUACUGUUGCAGGAUCUCCCAUAGACUAUAAUGAAGAGUAACUGCUUACUUGUUCUUGGGGUCAAUGUUGAUCCCGGUGGCGAGACGCAAAUUGAUUUCACCAUUAGGCGUGAAAAUCUAAAACUAUGCACAGGAAGACCCACUGCAAAAUACCUAAAUACUAAGUUUGAAAAUGUUACAUUUGUAUGAUUGGCUUUUAUGAAAUGUGAUCCAUACAUUGUAGACUGUACUUUUGUACGGUUUAGAAUCACUCCUGAUUCAGCUUGAAAAGAAUAAGAAAAAACUAAAUGCAUUCCAAAGCUGCAAUGUUUGAACAAGGCCUAAAAUGAACCCAAAAUCUUGAAAGGAAUCUGUCACACUGUAUUUGCCUACCAAACUAAGCAUAGCAGUUAUUAGGGCUUGAAGACGCAAUUAAAUCAGUAUCUUU